AUGGAUGAAGUGUGGUGCGGCCUGGACCUGCAGCUGCAGGCGGGCGACAUCGACGGCCUCCACCCUGCUGCACCUGACCUCCAUGGCCAUGACGACCCCUUCUGGCCAGCUCUGGCAGAGUGCGCUGCCAGCUUCCUCGCCGGCGACGACACCGCCUGCUUCGGCGUCGCCGACAUCGACCUCACGCCGGCGGCCUCCGCCAACGCCGCCGCCAGCGCCAGCAAGGCGGCGGAUUAUGGCAUGGACAUGAGCGGCUUCUUCGCCGACGACAACGACGACCACCGCCGCCUGACGACGAUGCGCCAAGACGAGCAGCAGCAGCCAGUGUACUCGUCAUCGUCGCUGUCCUCCAAGCGCUCCCUCUCCAUCGACAGCGGCGGCUCCUCCUCCACCUUCUUCCCGCUCGACGACGCCGCGCCUUUGCCCGCGGCCGCCAUGUUCUCGCCGCCGCACGCCGCGCCGCUGCCGCCGGCGCCGCCCCUGCAACAGCAGCAGGACCCGUUCGCCGGGGACGACGAGGCCAUCAUGCUGGCCAUGAUGGCCGUCCUCUCCUCCGCGUCGCCCUCCUCCUCCGAGUCCUCGUCGCCGCCGCACAGAGCCGCCGCCGCCGUGCACCCGCGCCUGCACUUACACCGCGGGGACAGCGCCAGCCACGUCACGGUCCGGAGCAGCAGCCUCGCCGUGGCGCCGGAGAGGACCACCAGCGCCGCCGCACGGCAGCAGCAGCAGGACAGCAACAAUAGCAGCCAGGUGUACCACAUGAUGUCCGAGAGGAAGAGGCGGGAGAAGCUCAACGACAGCUUCCACACGCUCAGGUCGCUCCUCCCACCCUGUUCCAAGAAGGACAAGACGACGGUGCUGAUGAACGCGGCGAGCUACCUGAAGACGCUGGAGGCGCAGGUGUCGGAGCUGGAGGAGAAGAACACCAAGAUGGAGAGGUACGUCCCCCGCGAGGACGGCGCCACCGGCGGCACCACGGCGGCGCACCGGAGAGCCAAAGUUCAUAUCGCCAGGGUGGCGUCGGACGAGCAGCAGGUGAGCCUGACGGUGAUGGUGAUGGUGGAGUGCGACAUCGUGGACCUGGUGCUGCACGUCCUGGAGCGCCUCCGCUGGAUGAACGGUGUCAGCGUGCUGUCCGUCGACGCCGACACCUACUCGUCGCAGGCGCUGCUCAAGGCGCUCGCCAACAUUAAGCUGCACAUCGUGGACGGCGACUGCUGGAACGAGGCGCUGUUCCACGAGGCCAUGACGAAGGCCGUGCACGACGCGACCUCGUCUUCCUCCUCGCCUGCCUCCUCCGCCGCCGUGGCCCCCCUCGUGGCCGCAGCCUAG
This is a messenger RNA of Miscanthus lutarioriparius, 1332 nucleotides long. The record is from the annotation of a GenBank genome assembly. Lineage: Eukaryota; Viridiplantae; Streptophyta; Magnoliopsida; Poales; Poaceae.